AGUGGCGCUGGACUCUGCUUUCCGACCACGAUGAUAUUCUCAUGCACUUACGUACCACCGACUGCACUUCAAAUGUCAACUUGAAGCUUAAGGGUUGAAUAGCUAAAUGUGCAGUAUACGAGAGGCUGACUUGAUCACGGGCUGCAGAACCGCAUGUCAUGCAGACGCAUCCCGAAGCAAGCUAUCAAAUACCCGCUCCUAGCAGUUAUAAGUACGAUGUGACGUUGAUAUGUCGCAGCUGGACGCUCUUAGCCCAAUCAUGAACAUCUUGGGUGUUGUUUUCUUCGCCGUUUUCGCCUGCAUUCAAAGUAUUGAUGCACUUGACUUUCGAGGUCUACAUUCCCUAGUCCAGCGCAGGCUUCCCCAGCAUGCCAAGGAUUUUACUUUCGAAGCGUUGCCCGAGAAAGGAGACAAAUACAUAGUAGGCGAUACCGUUGGUAAACGAGGUGCUGUCACCAUCUCUUGCACGUCCAUCAGUGCUUGCUCUCGCGGCCUAUAUGUGUAUCUAACUGACUUUGGUGGAGUCGACAUUUGGUGGACUGGUUCUCGAUUGCACGAGUUACCUUCCAACCUUCCACCUGUCGGCAAGCCCGUCACCGGCGAUGCUGUGGUAGAGAUUAGGUACCAUUUCAAUACCGUUACGUUCGGGUAUACUACCGCCUUUUGGACGUUCGAGAAAUGGUCACUGCUCUUGGAUUGGCUGGCAUUGAGAGGCGUAAACCUCCCUUUAGCAUGGAUUGGCUACGAACACAUUCUAUCUGAGGUAUUCCAUGACACAGGACUAUCGGACACGGAGAUUGCAAGUUUUCUUGCAGGACCAAACUUCCUACCAUGGAAUAGAUUUGGUAACAUCCAGGGAAGUUGGGGCGGAAAUCUACCAACGCAAUGGGUGGAAGAUCAGUUUGUUCUUGGAAAGCAGAUCAUUCAACGUAUGGUCGAGUUAGGCAUGACUCCAGUUCUCCCGUCAUUCACUGGCUUCGUACCUCGCGCCUUGGCUACUCACUAUCCUAACGCAUCGAUAGUCACUGGUGGACAAUGGUCGGGUUUCGAGAGUAACCUGACCGACGUGUCUUUCCUGGAACCAUUCGAUCCUCUCUUUGCAGAGCUGCAAAAGUCGUUCAUCCUUAAACAGCAGGCUGCGUACGGCAACGUCUCACACGUUUACACUCUUGAUCAAUACAACGAGAACGAUCCGUUCAGUGGUGAUAUUUCCUACUUGCGAAACGUCUCAUCCAACACCUUUUCCAGCCUGAGGGCGGCGGACCCUGAAGCUGUCUGGCUGAUGCAGGGAUGGUUGUUCUUCAGCAGUUCUACGUUCUGGACGAACGACCGUGUUGAGGCGUACCUUGGAGGAGUCGAAGGAAACGAUACGAUGAUCGUCCUCGAUCUUUAUUCAGAAGCUCAGCCCCAAUGGAAUCGCACGAAUAGCUACUUUGGAAAACAAUGGGUAUGGUGCGAGCUCCAUGACUAUGGUGGGAAUAUGGGAAUGGAGGGAAACCUUGAGGAACUCACCAAUGGCCCAAUCACUGCUUUGCAAGCUCCUGGAAGCUCGAUGAAAGGUGUAGGAUUGACGAUGGAGGGUCAGGAAGGUAAUGAGAUCGUGUAUGACAUCUUAUUGGACCAGGCAUGGUCAUCGACGCCUCUUAAAGUAUCUGAUUAUGUCGCUCAAUGGGUCUCUCGACGUUAUCCUGUCCAGCCACUCCCUGCUGCGGCUCAGAAAUCGUGGCAAAUUCUGAGCACGACGGUCUAUAACAACAAAGACCCGAAUUCCCAAGCGACUAUCAAGAGUAUUUUGGAACUUAGUCCAGCCCUGACAGGCUUGGUAAACCGGACAGGACAUCACCCGACAUUGAUUCCGUAUACAACAAAUACAACCAUCCUCCCUGCGUUGAAAUUACUCCUUCAGGCAUCUGACGUUUCGUCCACCCUUCGUAACGUCCCCGAAUACAGAUACGAUAUUGUGGAUAUCACUCGCCAGCUCCUUGCAAACAGUUUCGUUGACCUUUACCGACAUCUUAUCACGGUAUACAACAACUCCACUAGCUCUCAUGAGCAUAUCAUGUCUACUGGAUCAAACCUUGUACGUCUUUUGGGAGAUCUGGACAGGUUGUUAUACACAAACGAAAACUUUCUGCUGAGCACUUGGAUCGCUGAUGCUCGUCAGUGGGCAGGCAACGGUCCUCGCGCAAACACGUCAUACGCCGCCUAUCUUGAAUACAACGCACGCAACCAGCUCACUCUCUGGGGACCUAAUGGGGAAAUCAAUGACUAUGCAACAAAACAGUGGGCAGGUCUUGUCGGGGAGUACUAUUCUCAGCGUUGGAAGUUGUUUGUGGAUUACCUGGCAGGCAUAAAGCAGAGCGGCCAACCAUAUGAUGCCACCUAUAUCUCGCGGCAGUUGCUUGCUAUUGGACAGACGUGGCAGGUGCAGAAGUGGCGUGGCACUAAAGGGCAAAGCUGGGGUACUAAAGGUGACACGUUCGACGUAGUAGAAGAAGUGCUUCGAGCUUGGGCAUAGCAUUUAUUGUGUAGAAGUUUGACGAUAUCACGACGGUAAUCCAAGAUCACAGACGAAAUGACCCAACAACAUUGUACAAGGGUUUUGCUACAAGCCUGCUAUGGUACGGACGAAAGGUCCAUUCCAACAUC
This is a messenger RNA of Somion occarium, 2649 nucleotides long. NCBI's taxonomy places the organism in Eukaryota, Fungi, Basidiomycota, Agaricomycetes, Polyporales, Cerrenaceae. The record is from the annotation of a GenBank genome assembly.